Messenger RNA from Symsagittifera roscoffensis, 1995 nucleotides. RefSeq names its product GRB2-associated-binding protein 2-like. Gene Ontology annotation, cellular component: cytoplasm. Gene Ontology annotation, biological process: signal transduction. Lineage: Eukaryota; Metazoa; Xenacoelomorpha; Acoela; Convolutidae. The transcript is spliced from 3 exons. The record is from RefSeq and is a predicted model, not a curated record. Gene Ontology annotation, molecular function: signaling adaptor activity. The coding region runs from base 1 to 1995 and encodes 664 amino acids.
AUGAUAUCAGGCGACGCUAAGGGUACAAUUCAUUAUGGUGUACUGAAAAAGAGUCCACCCGAGGAUCAAAUGCGUAAACGACGAAGAUGGCGAGACAGAUAUUUUACGCUAUACCGCAAAGCAAAUGGCUCAAUACUUCUCAGAUACUAUAGGACCAACAGCAAGUCCAAAGCGGACGAGGAAGAAAUGAAAGGCUUCAUUGACAUGGCAACUUGUCUGACCCUUGAAUCUGGCCACACUCUCAAAGGCUUUGAAAAGAUGUUCUCAUUCAGCAUUGUCACUCCGCGCCGCACAUACUUCCUUCUCAGCAAGAAAGAGGCGGAGAUGCGAGAGUGGGUGCACAAAAUAUGUGAGUCCUGUGGAUUCGCGGCCACUAGUAGCACAUCACCUGCUACAAUUCGCGAUCAACUUCACCAGGAUGGUAAUGGUUCUGGGUCUCACGGUGACAUUAGAAGCGCUAACGCAGAUGGCGAGUAUAAUGACGCUUUCAGUGAUAACACAGGUCCGCCAAGGCCGAUGAUGGCCAAUGCAAACUACUACAAGUCUGCUGACAGCAUGUCCAAAGUAUCCAGCUCUGCGAUGCGAAGUAACUUUUCAAUCGACCUUGCACAUCAGGUUCAGACAAACUGCUCUGUAACUCCAUACGAGAGUUUGGACGCAUCGCCUGGUCAGGAGUACGGCCGAGAAAUGUAUAACUCAUCGGCUGCAGCUGAGUAUUUUGACCAUGACCCCAAGUCUAGACUGAACAAUCAAGUGUAUGGCUCUUUGGAUACGAAUGCGCCCCAACCACGACGCAAAACUCCGAAAAAUCCAAAUAACAAUCAUCAAGAUGAUAUAUAUGGAGCGACGUAUGCAAGUACUGGGAUAGGAUCUUAUACCACUGAGUACCAGACUCAAGAAGAAUAUGGAUACGGGAUGCUCCCUUCGCCGAAUGAGUCGUUACAGUUGAAGUCUGCAGCUCUUCAGAAUCAAAAUAUCAGCGCGAACAAUGGUGCUCAUGGUCAUUACCAGCCUCAGUUAAAUAUUCCUGGACAGAAUUCAAAGCAUGAACACUACUUGAAUCUCGUACCCGAAAAGCCUCAAUUGGAAAAAACAGGGUCACCGAGAGACGAAAUUGACGGCAUGCAAAGGGGAGGAGCUCCGCCGCCUCCAGUGAAUAGGUCGUUAAAGCCUCAUGUUGCUACUUUCAAUUCACCCUCGCACUCUGCUGCAAACAACGCUAACGCAAGUACUUCUUCCAAUGGUCAUCGAUCCUUGUCUGAAAUUAAGAAAAAGGGCCCGGCAAACUUGACUCUACCAAGUGGGUCGAAUACCCAUGCCCCGAGAACUCGUCACCUGAACGAUGUCUUAUCAUCUGUGCCUUUGAGUCCGGUGACGUCAUUUUCUAAGAAGCGUGACGAAAUUCCAACUUUCUUCAGCACGCCACAGCCGAAUCACAUAGAGUCUCCGCCGUCGCCGAGUAGAUUGAGUCAUGACAGUUAUAAUUCUUCGAAUUCGGCUUCAGAUGCCGAAAGUGUAGCUCACCAUUCAGAAAGUGUUUCGAGCACGCCAGGGUCUGGACACUCUCAAUCCAGAAUAUCGUCAAGUCUUCCGAUUUCGGCCGGGCCCACCCUCAACAACAACAACACUCGAUCAUUCGAGUGGUCUCGAAAGGAAAUUAACUACACGGAACUUGCCCCAGACAGUCCAGCGUAUCACAAUUUGCCGCAAGGUUAUACAGGGGCAAAGCCAAUACAAUAUACAAAUAUAAAUAGUUUCAAUUUCUCUUCAGCUGCUGAUAUAGCCAGAGAUAUGGGAUCCCCGAUCCAGCCUCGACUUCAAGCUUCCAAAUCUCUGGAUCACACAAAGCCAGGAUCACUUACAUCUACUCCGGACUCAAAGCGUCGUGCUGAUGUUGAGUACACUCAAGUCGAUUCAGACCGAACGAAAAUUGUGAACGAUUUGAGAGCGGAAAGGGAACAGCUUCGUAAAGAGAAGCAGUCACCAAAGCUAUGA